AUGGAGGCCGAGCACAAAACGUGGCGGCUCUCCUCCACUUUGAAGAUGAGCGGCAAGAAUCGUAGGAUUCAAGAGUCCCCGCGUGGUGACCGGAGCAGAUGCACUUGCGUGCUCGUCCUUGUUCUGUUAGGGCAGUGCGCGCUGAUCGACGCGUUUCGCGCGGCCCCGCCUGGAGCUCGUCUGGAGCGUGAGGUUCCUGCAACCUUCGAGGCGGAGUCUGGGCAUCACCUGAGCCAGCAACCGUCCACGGCGGGGCGAUCUCACCCCGAGGACCCACCGAACCUCGCCGCAGACUCACUGCCUGGCGCGCGUCGUGGUCGGAACACCCUAGCCACGGAGCCUGUUCACAGUUCACAGUUUCCGCACUCGGAUGGAGAACUUGUCUCAGCAGCCGUCUACGCCCGCGGAGCGGCGCCGUCAGUCAGUGCCCGUUUUUCACCAACGCUUCCCCCUGCGCGUGUCCUGCCGACUCCGGGGGACACGUCGGCUGCGACCAGUCCUCCCGCCCCGGCUGUCGUCCCCGAGACGGCGGCCGCUCCUGUGUCGCUGACGCGUUCGCUGGAAGCGACAGCUUUGGCGAUGCACGCGAGCGCAACAGACUCGCCUCUCCCCGUCGGCUCUGUUGAACACGAGCACGAGGUGUCUACGGUCCUGGCUGCGGACGAAGAAGCUGGGACACAGCCGGUCCCUGGCACUGUAGUCCCUGGUCCGUUGAGGAGCGAGAAUGCAGUAGGCGAAAACUCCCCCGUUUCUCCGCAAAUCCCGGGGCUUGAGAGGCCGACGGAGCAGGAGAGAGUGCAGGACGCGUGGUCAGAGGAGCGCGUAGGAGCGUCGACGAUCGCGAGACGAGAUGACAGUCCGUUCGGCGAAAGAGCUCCCUCCCAAGGCGUUGCGGCAGAGCAGAGAUCGACAAAAAAGGAGACUUCGGAUUCGCAAGUAACAGGGGACGCGCUCGCAGUCCAAGCAGCUGUCGCGCACGGAGAAACAAGACACAGUGUCGCGCUAUGGGCCCUCUUCGCAGACUUCGUGGCCAUGGCUCUCCUGAUCGCCAGCAUCCCCGUCGUCCUCAGUUUGGCUCGGGGAAGAAGUUGGAAGUUCUGGAAAGAGGAGGAAAUGACGUUCGAAGGAUCGUGUCAAGGUGAGUGA
Neospora caninum is the source of this 1146-nucleotide messenger RNA. RefSeq names its product putative ppg3. The record is from RefSeq and is a predicted model, not a curated record. The transcript has 3 exons. Bases 1 to 1146 code for a protein of 381 amino acids. Lineage: Eukaryota; Apicomplexa; Conoidasida; Eucoccidiorida; Sarcocystidae.